Messenger RNA from Volvox carteri f. nagariensis, 2111 nucleotides. RefSeq lists its product as uncharacterized. The record is from RefSeq and is a predicted model, not a curated record. Bases 84 to 1277 code for a protein of 397 amino acids. Gene Ontology annotation, molecular function: protochlorophyllide reductase activity. The transcript is spliced from 4 exons. NCBI's taxonomy places the organism in Eukaryota, Viridiplantae, Chlorophyta, Chlorophyceae, Chlamydomonadales, Volvocaceae.
AUUCUGCAAAGCUUCUGUCUGGUAUCUGAUUUUGCUGCUCAAGUUUGGAAUCUUCACCUCCGGUCUACGUUGAGCGCAUAAAGAUGUCGACAGUUAUGAGCACCAGCAAGAUUGCCAACGCCAGCGCUCAGGCGUCUGGAAAGGGGCCCCGCUCUGCUCUGGUCGCGCGCCCGCAGGCCCCCUCCGCCCGUGCUCCGCUCUGCGCUAAGCCCCUCGCGCGCAGCUCAUUGGUGGUCUCUGCCGCCGCCGCGACCGCCUCCGCCCCCACCCCGUCAGCCUCCCUCACGGAGCAGUUUAAGCCAAAUGCUGUCGCUCGCGUCCCACCGACCCAGCAAAAGCAGACCGCCAUCAUCACUGGCGCCUCCUCUGGCCUGGGCCUUAAUGCCGCUAAGGCGCUUGCUGCUACGGGCGAGUGGCACGUGGUCAUGGCCUGUCGCGACUUCCUCAAGGCAGAGAAGGCUGCGAAGGCCAUCGGCAUGCCCGCUGGCUCGUACUCUGUCCUGCACCUGGACCUGUCCUCCCUGGAGUCCGUCCGCCAGUUCGUGGCCAAUUUCAAGGCUACCGGACGCCGCCUGGAUGCCCUUGUUUGCAACGCCGCGGUGUACCUGCCCACCGCCAAGGAGCCGCGCUUCACAGCAGACGGUUUCGAGCUGUCGGUUGGCACUAACCAUCUGGGUCACUUCCUUCUGUCUAACCUACUGCUGGAGGACCUGAAGAAUGCACCCAACAAGCAGCCGCGGUGCAUCAUUGUUGGCUCCAUCACCGGCAACACCAAUACCCUGGCUGGCAACGUGCCGCCUAAGGCUAACCUGGGCGACCUGUCGGGCCUGGCUGGUGGCGUGUCGCCGGCGAACCCCAUGAUGGAUGGCCAGGAGUUCAACGGCGCCAAGGCAUACAAAGACUCGAAGGUUGCGUGCAUGAUGACGGUUCGCCAGAUGCACCAACGCUUCCACGAGUCGACGGGCGUCACGUUCGCUUCUUUGUACCCUGGCUGCAUUGCCGAGACGGGCCUGUUCCGCGAGCACUAUGGCAUUUUCAAGACAUUGUUCCCACCGUUCCAGAAGUACGUGACCAAGGGCUACGUUUCCGAGGAGGAAGCUGGCAAACGCCUGGCGCAGGUCAUUUCGGACCCCAAGUUGAACAAGAGCGGCGCCUACUGGUCGUGGUCAAGCAGCAAGGGCUCGUUUGAGAACCAGGUGUCUGAGGAGGUCGCGGACGAUGUCAAGGCGGUGAAGCUCUGGGAGCUGAGCGCGAAGCUGGUUGGCCUGAGCGCGUAAAGCCCCCGUGUAUAGUUUGCGACCAGGCUAACAUGAGGGUUUUGUUUGGUAAGCGGACCUUCCAGGAAUGCACUGCAAGUGUGACGGGGGCCUGCAAGUCGAGGUGACAUCAGCGGUAUGGGUACCUCCUUUUUCGAGCAGCAGGCGGGGUGUGGUUGGACGGAGUUGGCGAUACCGGCAGGUGUCGGAGUGUAAGAAUGAGUCGGGAAUAAAAAUGCAUAAGCACUGAGAAUGCGUGUACGUGUUUGUGCGUUUUUAAAGCAUGAUAAGGAGACAGGCUUCUGACUUGAGGGCCGUUUGAUUGAGAUGUGUGGAGGGUGAUGGGUUAUGUCUGCUUUACAAAAUGAUGAUUAGUGAUAUCGGUUAUCUUUGCUUUUACCACAUGAUUACUUCUCCACAUGCACUGUUCAUAACCAAUUGCGGUUUCAAUUGUUUCGGGAGUGACCAAGUCCUAAGACAAAUGCUGUGCCGCCCUCUAAUGUGAGGGGUAUGCGUUGCAACGCUGAUUUACCGGCGUCUGCCUCCGGAAUGGCAUCAAAUAAGAGAACUCCCAGGUAUCAACUUACGAUAAGAUUUUUCAGCACGCCAAGUAGCGCCAUGUCGCGGCCACCUGACUCUUGUGUACAAGGGCCGCUUAAUGCCGGUGCCGCCUCGGAGCUUCAGGUGAUAUUGCACGCAAUGCGUGGCCGAACCUAAGCAACUGGUUUAGACGUUGAUCAGCAGUGCGUGAUAGGCUGGUAUAUUAGAUUUUGUUAAUUUGCUCGGGCACUAAGGCUUAGGUUAUGUAAACGUGGUCGGGUAACUGUCGGGCCACCUUCUUUAAGAGGUUUUUUG